This is a messenger RNA of Megalobrama amblycephala (Wuchang bream), 1409 nucleotides long. RefSeq names its product glutaredoxin and cysteine rich domain containing 1 a (gene grxcr1a). The transcript has 4 exons. The record is from RefSeq and is a predicted model, not a curated record. Gene Ontology annotation, biological process: sensory perception of sound. NCBI's taxonomy places the organism in Eukaryota, Metazoa, Chordata, Actinopteri, Cypriniformes, Xenocyprididae. Bases 522 to 1409 code for a protein of 295 amino acids.
CUAGCUGGUGAAACCUUACAGAGCAAAUCAAUGUCCCUCUUAAAUUAUACUGUAUGUAUGCACUGAAAACCCCUGUGUCUCAGCAAACAAACAUACAAUUUUUAAAGAGAAUGUUCACCCAAAACUGAAAAUUCUGUCAUCAAGUCAAACCUGUAUGAUUCUGUAUGAGAUUUUUUAUUUUUUUAACACCUAAAGGUCACAAAGUGAGGCAAACUUUCAGCCUAUUCAUUGUCAAAAAGAGAAAAAUCUAUGGCAUGAUCAAUUAUUUAAAAAGACUAUCAGUUUCGUCAUGGUUGGUUUUCUCGGUAACCAUGGCAAGGCCACAUGCAUUAUUAACAUGUACAGGAACACUGGUGGUGAAGCUGACGGUAACUCACAGAUCAGCCUCUUUCCGGGUCUGUUUACUGUGCCUGGACUCCGGGGGAAAUCAUGGAGCAAUACGGGCGCUAAUUAUUUCCAUCCACCCAUGAAUCCGAGGGAUUAAAAUGACUUUUUCUUUUUGGACCAUGUAAGUCGACGCAAUGGAGGAGGCUUUGAUGACACCGGAGGAUGGAAAGAGGCAGAAGAGGGUGAGAUUCCGGGUGGCCUCGGGGAACAGCGGGCGGGUUUUGAAAGAGAUGUUUAAGGAUGAAGGGCCAUCGGAUUCACUGGAUUCAGACUGCACCAGCAGCUCCGAGGCAGACCGGGCCAGCACUCCAUCCACCAGCGGGGAGGCGAACGGCCACUUGUGUGGGUGCUUGGGGUCGGAGCUGGAUGACAGUGGAAGUGAGCCUGAUGACUUGCUGAUGUUUGCAGGGGGAAGAGACAAAGUGUUGAGUACCAAACGAGUGAAUAUCCUCAGUAAAAACGGGACAGUUCGAGGAGUCAAGCACAAAGUCAGUGCUGGCCAAAUACUCUUUGAUAACUUGGCUAAAAACAAUGGGCCAGAACUGACUCUAGAGUUUGGGCGAAUUGUAAUCUACACCACCAGUUUUCGAGUGGUCAGGACUACAUUCGAGCGAUGCGAGCUGGUCCGAAAGAUCUUUCAGAACCACCGGGUGAAGUUCAUAGAGAAGAACAUCGCUUUAGACAGUGAAUAUGGAAAGGAACUGGAGACACGCUGCAAACGAGUGGGUGAACCUCCCUCACUGCCUGUGGUCUUCAUUGACGGACACUAUCUAGGGGGUGCAGAGAAAAUACUUGCAAUGAAUGAAUUAGGGGAGCUUCAGGAUCUCCUCACCAAAAUUGAGAGGGUUCAGCACCCCGACACAUGCCAGACGUGUGGGGGAUUUGCCUUUGUCCCGUGCCCUAUGUGCCAUGGCAGCAAAAUGUCUGUGUUUCGCAACUGCUUCACCGACUCCUUCAAAGCUCUGAAGUGCACAGCGUGCAACGAGAACGGUCUCCAGCCCUGCUCCAGCUGUUCUCACUAA